Messenger RNA from Planococcus citri (citrus mealybug), 1522 nucleotides. RefSeq lists its product as uncharacterized. Lineage: Eukaryota; Metazoa; Arthropoda; Insecta; Hemiptera; Pseudococcidae. The record is from RefSeq and is a predicted model, not a curated record. The transcript is spliced from 3 exons. Bases 327 to 1352 code for a protein of 341 amino acids.
CUUGAAAGUUGAAAAACCAUCGCGUUCAGGCAAGCUACAGCGCGAGCGCCACUUGGCUACCACGUGACUCCCAUGUUUUGGAGCUAUUCUCGUGAGUCGUAAAAAUGAUUGUAAAUGCGGAAUCGUCCUCUUGUCUUAUGGUUGUUUAAAAUUUCAUGAUUUUUUUUUCGUGUAGUCUACACUUCAGAAAUACUUCUACCCAGGUUCAACGCCCACCAUUUUGGACUAGCAACUCUCUUCGAAGCAGUUCACUACUAAAAGUAAUAGGUACCUGUUUAUUGACGUACAGCGGUAUUGCGACCAAUAAACACACCCGGUGACUGAGAAUGGAUAGCAGUAACGAUAACUCUGCCCAAUUCACAUCAAAACCCAGCCCUGAAAUUGAUGUUACAAAAAGAAAUACUGCCGUUUCUGUCGCUGUCGAUGAGGCUAUGCGUAAACUUUCUCACGAUGAUGAACACUGCUCACCACCAGUUUCAAAAAGGAGUAAAAAUUUAUCAAAUGAAGGAUCACCAAAUGCUGUUACAUCUGCAUCAACUACAAGCCCUGUUGUAGUCUUCGGAAUUAAUAAUACACUUUGUUACAGUAGGUAUUUGUGUGAGGACGAAGAAGAAAUCAUUAGGAAGAGCUUUCCGGAAUGCUCAAUCAUUGACUGGAAUGAGCAUUAUGGGACCGGAGAGAUUGCAAGACACGCGCAUGUAUUUCUACCUCACCUAAAAAUCUUAUUCGAUUAUUUAUUGGAGCAAAGCGUACGAAUCGUUUUUUUUUCUCAUGCUCCCAAGGAAAGAAAUUCAACAGUUAUCCCACAACUACUCACAUCUUUCUGGGGUAGUGAGAAAUUUGAAGCACUGAAAGCCAAAGGACAAUUUGACAUUUUUUCUGAGGAACAUUUGCGUAAAAGAACUACUCGUGGCGAAGGAAACAAAGUAAAAGAUUUAAAAGUAGUUAUUCGAAACGACGAAACGUUAUUAGAUGCCAUCGUAGUGGUAGACGAAUGCAGUUAUGCUGCUCAUGAUCAGAAACCAUGUUUAUUCAUCAUAGAUUUAUCGUUUUGGAAAAUAACAGACAAAAACGAGAUGGAUGAAGUUGAAGCAAAAUGUGCUAUUCCCGACGGAAUAUUUCAAAAUUUUCCUGUUAAUAGUGUUUACUACAUGCUUGGCGUGUUCAAGACCUAUUUCGGACAUGAGAAAUACAAAGUAUUGCCUUUAAGAGAAGGCUUAAAUCAACUUUUACCUAAGGAAGCGAGAGAAAACCAAUUGGAAUUUUUUACCACACAUUCGUUUGCCGAUGAUAUGAUCAAUUUAGGAUUAUCAGAGGUACAGAAACUGGUACCUGAUGCCAUGUAUUAUUGAUUAUGAUAUCCGUUCAUGAUUCCAGCGAUACGUUUCUCGAUGUGUUUUUAUAUAAGAUAUACAUAUAUUGUAUGUACUUAUGAUGACGAAUUCCAUUUACCAGUAUUCGAAUAUGAAUAUUGAAUGUGUUGAAUAAAAAGGUUUUUUAACGUGUGGUUUGUUGGUUGAAA